AUGGAUGCUUCUACAAGGCGACGGGCUGACUCUUUGCAUCAGAAGCAGGGUGCCCAACAGGGCUCUCCGCAGGACCGGUGCAGGGUAACCUGUGCGUUGCAGCGCAACACGUUUUUGCCUGGGGAGCACGUUCGCGGAACAAUCAAGUUUGGCGUUUCGUCCGAGGAUCAAGACGGCGUGGACAUCGAGGAGGCGACGGUGCAAGCGCACGGCUACGUGAAGGUUGACCCGAGAUGGAUCGCGCUUCCGACCUCCCUUCGUAGACUCUUUCGCCAGGAAGAAGGUAGUGGUGGUGCUGGUGGUGCUGGUGGUGGUGCUGACGGCGACAGGAAGCCGGUGGAUCAGGCUUUUCCGGUCCCAAGGUACAGCGGUCUCACGGACGACCGUUCUGCGUGCGUCUUCGCCUCGGAGGUUGCCGUCCUGCUCAAGAAGGAGAGGGUGGACGGCGGCAGGCACCCGGCCUCUUUCCGGUUCAGCUUCGUGCUUCCCGAGAACCUCACGCCCACGUUCCGGGGCGUCGGAGUCCGGUACGCGUACGCUGUCACCGUGCGCGUCCGGCGAGCGCUCCCGCCCCCGCCGGCGGCCGGCCGCCUCCUCGGAUUGGUGCGAAGAAGACCCGCCGCGGGGUCCUCGGCCUCCGCCGGGUUUUCCACGACGGACGUCCACGUGUCGUUUACGGUUCUCUCUCGCGGGCCCCCCGCGUUCGACGGCGUCGGGGGCACCGCGGACGGGAUUGGCGACGGGGGGGGUUGGGGGAGGGUGGCGUUCGCGGAGCUGGAAGCUGAGCGGCAAUCCGCCGACGCGUUCGAGGUGGAGGCGGACAGGGCGAAGGCGGGUGGGCUGGUGUCGGGGACCCGCGCGGUCACCUGGAACAUGCAGGGGCGGAUGAUCGACGACGGUUUUGGGAGCAUUGGCGCAUCGGCCUUGCUACUAGGUGAAGGCGACGGCGGGGCCGAAGAUCCACCGCCCCCUCCCAUGGUCUACUCGAUAAGAAGCGGGGACCAUCGCAUAGGGAGUUUCAUCCUGCAUAAGGCGGAGUUCUGUGCCGGUGACAUCGUCCUUGGCAACUUCGACUUCUCAGGGGCGUCGACUCGUUGUUUGCAAGUGUGUGCGUGCUUGGAGGUUUGCGAAGAGAACCAGAACGCGUUUACCGGGGACUCGGCGUCGUCAGCCCCUGGGAAGCCGAAGCCGUCGCCGAACGCCCGGAACACCUGCCACAAGCGCGUUGUGGACUCGUGCAAGGAGCUUACGCCGUGCUUGGUGCAGUCCUCCGUGACCCUUUCCGUCCCCAUGGACGCGCCCGUCACCUUCUCCACGGAGCUGGUGAGCGUCUCCUGGAGCCUCCGGUUCGAGUUCGUCAUUUCCCCCCCGGAGUCUCGAUGGGGCCUCGGCGGAUUUUCGCCGUCGAAGGCCAGCGUGCUGAAGUGGGCCGUGCCCAUCCGAGUCGCGCCGCCGAGCCGCAUCGUGCUCGCCGGUGCGGGGACCGCAGGCGGAGGCGGAGAGCUUGGGUGUAACGCUAUGGAUGCCACGGGCCGAACGGUGCUUUGCUAG
Ectocarpus siliculosus is the source of this 1551-nucleotide messenger RNA. Lineage: Eukaryota; Phaeophyceae; Ectocarpales; Ectocarpaceae. The record is from the annotation of a GenBank genome assembly.